Molecule: messenger RNA, 1443 nt
Organism: Prorocentrum cordatum
Lineage: Eukaryota; Dinophyceae; Prorocentrales; Prorocentraceae
Source: the annotation of a GenBank genome assembly
AUGCUGCGCCCCUGGCUGGCCACCUUCAGCGCGGCCGGCACGCUGCUGCGCGCGUGCGGCGAGAGUGGCGGCCCUGGCGCUGCCCCGCAGGACACGCACUCCGAGUGCGCCAACUGGGCCAAGAGGGGCGAGUGCGACGAGCGCGAGGCGCAGCGGGUCCGGGGGGCCCUGCAGUCGGAGGAGCAGCAGGCGCUCGCGGCCGCGCGGGCGCUCGCCUGCGCGGGCGCCGCCGAGCCCUCGGAGGGCGCGGUGCGGGAGGCCGCCGAGGCCUGCCGGCAGCGCUGCGGGCCGCACGAGGACUGCCUGGGCCAGUGCGAGCGGCUGGCCCCGCGGGAGCUGCACGCCCUCCUCCGGCGGUGCGCGCCCUGGCCGCUGCUGUCGUCGGAGGCCGUGUCCGCGGGACUCCACGUUGUCUGCCUGGUGCCCGCGGAGGCGUGCGAGGACGUCGGGAGCCACGCGGUGGUCUUCAGGAACGGCCGCGUGGCCGAGCGGCCCCAGGUGCGCGGAGAGACGCGCGGGAAGCUGUACCAGGACAGUGGUUUCUUUACCCCGGGUGGGGAGCGGCUUCUGCAGCUGAGCUCGCUGCUCAAAGAGCCCACCCUGCUCAUGUUCGAGGGCGGCCAGUGGGUAUGGCCGACGGUGAGGCUGGGCCACACCACCGAGUUGCCUGGGCUACGCAGUCCAGGUGAGGUGACUCACAUCCGCACAGUGUCGCUGACACCCGCUGUCUUCGAGAUAGACAACUUCCUUCUGCCUGAUGAGAGCGAGCAUAUCAUGCAACGAGUCAGGCACACGAUCCAGAAGUCGCCAGUAGCCAUGAAGGACGCAGACCAGGCCAAGGCCAAGGCCGCCAAGGAUUUCCGGACAUCCUCGCAGGAGUUCCUCCCGACCUCGGGCGACGACAUUUUGGCAGCAGUCGACGAGCGGGUGCAGAUGUUGACGAGGAUCCCGAUCACGCACGCCGAGCACAUCCAGGUUUUACGAUACAACCAGAUGGAGCACUACUCCGCGCACCACGACUUCUUCGACCCAGCAGACUACGCGAACAACAAGAACAUUUGCAUAAUGAACAUGAUCCAGAACGGCGCAACCAACCGCAUGGCCACCGUCUUCUUCUAUCUGACGAACGUGACGCGCGGCGGGGAGACGAACUUCCCGAGAGCUGGCGGGCUUCCGCAGCCGCACGAUUUCUUCGAUUGCAGCCGCGGGUAUAGCUCCUGGCCCAUGGCUAACAAGGUGAUCAUAUUCUACAGCAUGUUACCAGACGGGUCCAUGGACAAGAACUCUCUGCACGGAGGCUGCGACGUGCUCGAGGGCCAGAAGUGGUCCGCAAAUUUCUGGCUCUGGAACAAGCCGGGCAGGGGCCUGGUGGGAGCCAUCGGGGACCCCGGCAGGCUGGAGGUGAAGUAUGCCGAGAAGCCCCCUGGCCGGCCCGAGCUCUGA